Amphibalanus amphitrite is the source of this 3584-nucleotide messenger RNA. RefSeq names its product GATOR complex protein WDR59-like. The transcript is spliced from 22 exons. Lineage: Eukaryota; Metazoa; Arthropoda; Thecostraca; Balanomorpha; Balanidae. Gene Ontology annotation, molecular function: protein binding. The record is from RefSeq and is a predicted model, not a curated record. Bases 82 to 3084 code for a protein of 1000 amino acids.
CUCGAACAUAUAUUGGAAAAAAACUGCAACCAGACCAGAAGUCAUCAAUAGAAUUUGACUGAGACUGACAGGAGAUCGGCCAUGACGUCUACCGGAUGGGCCGGAGACGGCGACAUGUUGACCGUCGAGCGGAAAGACAUACCGUCUGCCAGCUGCAUGGCGGUCAGCCGGGACGGGCAGCACGCGCUGCUGGCCAGCCGGCGGCUGCUGGUGCUGGUCGACCUGCAGCGGCCCGACCACCACCUGCGCGCGCUCAGCUGGCACAGCAAGUACGACGCCGGGAGUGCCGCGUGGAGCCGCGCCGCGGCGCAGGGCGGCGCCGACCUGGCCGUCACGUACAACACGGCGGUGGAGGUUUUCCGCUGCUCGGGCGGCGACAUCCGCUCCACGGGAAAGCUGCAGUCUCACCGACGCACCAUCACCGACCUGGACUGGCACUGGAGCGAGCCGCUGCUGGCCACCUGCAGCGUCGAUACCAACGUCCACCUGUGGGACGUGAGGGAGCCCCGCCGGCCCGUCGCCACCAUGCGCUCCGUCGAGAGCGCCUGCCAGGUAAAGUGGAAUCGGAUCUCGAGUCAGACACUGGCCAGCUCGCACGAGGGCGACAUUCGCGUCUGGGACCGGCGCAAGCUCAGCAUCCCAGAGCGCUACAUAUCGGCACACACGGCCAAAAUACACGGCCUCGACUGGUCACCCAACUCGGAGUCUCAACUGGCCACGGCCAGUCAGGACAUGUACGUCAAGUUCAUCGACGUCACCAACCCCCGCAACAUCGUCAGCAUGCCCAAGGCCAAGGAUCCCGUCUGGCGCGCCCGCUACACGCCGUUCGGCAGCGGCCUGGUGACGGUGGCGGUGCCGCAGCUGCGGCGCGGAGACAACUACUGCCUCUGUCUGUGGAACACGGCCAGCCUGGCCGCCCCGCAGCACACGUUCGCAGGUCACUCGGACGUGGUGCUCGAGUUUGACUGGCGACAGCCCGACCCAUCACAGAUCAGAGACGACUGCGAGUACGAACUGUUGACGUGGUCCCGGGACCAGACGCUGCGUCUUUGGCCGCUGAAGGCCGACCUGCUGCAGGCGUGUGGCCACGAGCUGGUGCACGGCGUCAGCGGACUGGACACGGACCACGCCGCCUCGCCGACCACCGACGGUAUGGAGACCAGCUGCAUCGAGCUGACCUCCCAGGAGCAGUCGGCGGCCGACAGCGGCCCCGGCAGCGGGCCCGUGUCGCCGCCCGUCUCCCCGCAGCGGCCGGCGCCGCCACGUAUCUGGCGAGCCAUCAGCGAGGGGCCGCCCGCCUCACUCGAGCAGGAGUUCCUCAUGAUCAACAAAAACAUCGACAACGUGCGCAUCGAAAAGAUGAGCGCCGAGGAGCGGUGCUGCACCGUCUCCGUAGUCUGUGGCUCCGUCUCCGCCUGCCUACGGGUCACCUUCCCACUGAGCUACCCCAGCCAACAGCCCGAGUUUCGGUACCUGGAGGGCACCCGGCUCAGCGCCGCCGACCGACAGCACGUCAAAAAGGCCUGGGAGCUCACCGCCGAGCAGCACGUGAAGCGCAACCGCAGCUGCCUGGAGCCGUGCCUGCGGAACCUGGCGGCCAGCCUCCAGCGGCUGAUGGAGCGCCAGGAGGAGACGGCGCCAUCACUCUACCCGGCGCCGAGUACCACUCUCUUCCCGUCGGCCAACCUCUACGGCAGCUUCAAAGACGUCAACGUGGCAUUUCCGCGCACCUCGGGAGCCAGGUUCUGCGGCAACGGUAUGCUGGUGGUGUUUGCGUGUCCGGCCUACAUGAAGCGGCUGUCGUCGCGCGGCGAGGGCGUCACGCCGCGCUCGCUGUCGGCGCUGGACGCCUACCUUAUCAACUACGCGCAGGGCGCCUCAUACGCGCUGGCCGGCGCCCGGCUGGCCGCCUCGCCGAUGCUAUUCCCGUCCCUGUCGCGCAGCCCGACCGGCGCCGACGGACCGCUCUACGGCAAGGAGGCGGUGCGUCUGGGCACAUCGUCUCUGGGCCGCCGUCCCAAGGCGUACGGGGAGGAGAGGGCCCGGCCGCGCCACCCGCGAACACACACCAACAUGGUACUGUGCUACGACGCCAGUCGUCUGAUGCCGCUCAACAGGGAGCUGGCUGAACGAUACCUUUUGGGUGGACAGGACUUCAGUGGCAUGUGCAGCGCCAACGCCAGCCUGGCGGCGUCCGUGGGCAGAAAGGACCUGGAGAAGGUAUGGAACCUGAUCGGCCUGGUGGGCGACCCGGGCCUGGUGGGCUCCAACGCCGACCCGGACGCCGGCCGGCCCUGGGCGCAGCACCCGUUCGGACGCCGCCUCGUCGAGUCCGUUAUCUCUCACUACCUGAAGAUGCGCGACGUACAGACAGUGGCCAUGCUGUGCUGUCUGCUGGGGACGCGCGCCCAGCAGCCCAGCUCCUCCGUCCGACAGCAGGCCGUCGCCCAGCUCGACUCGGGCAGCCUGCCCGUACCCAACAAAUGGUGGAUGAAGCUGGGAUUGGUGAAGAAGCCGGGCGAGUCGCCGUACCACACGGUCCACCCUACCGAGACUCGCCGCCACCCGACGCUCGAGGGGCUCGGCGUCAACGUGUCGCGCCAGAACCGCAGCAACUCGUGGUCGGAUGUGCUGGACGAGAGUCGAUUGGCGGCGCCCGAGCCCGGCGCCAUCGAACAGCGCUUCCAGCAUGACAACAACCGACGGCUCCUGGACCCCGCUCGUCAGGCCGAGUUUGAUCGAUACAAACGGAUUUACGCCGACAUCCUGUACCGGUGGCAGCUGACCAACCACCGGGCACAGGUGCUCAAGUACGUGAGCACGGUGCCGGUGGCGCACUGCGGCCUGGAGGUACGCUCCGAGUGCUCCCGCUGCGGGCGCACGUUCGCCGGCUCCGAGUGCCCGCUGUGCCGCCGGUGCACCAUCGUCUGCGUCAUCUGCCACGUCUCCGUCAAAGGUAUGUCGUCCUUUUGUCUGGUGUGCGGCCACGGCGGUCACCUGCUACACAUGCUGCAGUGGUUCCGCGACCAGCUGCUCUGUCCGACCGGCUGCGGCUGCCGCUGCGCAGAGAGCCUCCAGCAGUGAGGGGUCGAGACGUACGGACCCACACCAGCUGCUCCGUGAGUCUCCAGCAGUGACAGCUACAAACCAGCUGCUCAGAGUCUCGAGCAGUGACCGGUACAGCUGCUCAGAGAGUCUCCAGCAGUGAUCAAAAAGCGCGAACUGCUGUCCUGUUUGGACACUUCUCCGGCGUCCCACAAGCUUCAAGUGUAUAAUUUGUGAGUUUUGGCGUAUUACUCUAUUUGUAUGUGUAUAUUGGCGGGCCGUUUGUAGUUGGCUCUUCGUACAAGGCUGUGCUGUGUGAGAUGACAGAAUGGAGACGUCGCAAAAUCUUAAACGCAACGUAUGCGUAACUACUGAGCGUAUAUUUAUGGGGCAGACAUGUGUCUGUAACGUGAUUUAGCGUGAAGGAAAGGAAAGCUGUCACGGCUACAGACAGUUAUUGGGAUGAUGCAAGAAGUAUUCUUUUGAACGCUGUUUACCUGGGCAGUGAUUAUCCUCGAUGGGAAUAUAUGUAAAUGCUG